Molecule: messenger RNA, 727 nt
Organism: Melampsora larici-populina 98AG31
Lineage: Eukaryota; Fungi; Basidiomycota; Pucciniomycetes; Pucciniales; Melampsoraceae
Exons: 6
Coding region: 121-426 (101 amino acids)
Source: RefSeq, a predicted model, not a curated record
AGCUUACAACAAGAGAAUAGCCUCCAGGAAUCUGUUCUUGUCCAUCGUUAUCUCCCCUCUCGGAAUCAUUCACGCGCACCAGCUCCAAACCCACAGCUCAAUAAAACUCGAGUCUUCGUGAUGGCUGAUCCAACGUCUGCACAAGAACUGGAAGACGUUAAGGACCUUGCGGCCAGAGAAGCAGAGGCGAAAGCGAAGCUCGAAAAGCUAUUAGCCCAUAGACCGGAAAAGACGGAACUUGUCGAGAAGAACGUUUUGAAGCCUGGGAACUUGGAUCCAUCAUUGCAGGCAACGCAAAUUGAGUUGGCCAAAAAUCAGUUGGAAGACAAACUCAACGUAGCGCUCUCUCAUCGACCCAAGCCGGAUGAACUAGUGAAAGAGGGAAUUCUGAAUGAGGAUGAAGCACCUGCGAUAAAACACGAGUAGCUUUACAUAUAAAGCAAUAAGGUAAAUAUAGUCAGCCUUGAUGGUCAAGUCCAAUGAUCCACAAGUCUUCGUCACUUUCUAUAGAGGACGAUCGAUGAAGUGAUGACAGGUGACACCUGGAUUGAUAUCAUGGCAAAUUAUGCGCAAGUAUGCUCUUCAUAGGAUACAAGCAAGAAGUCACAAAAGCCGUUGUAUCCACCCUUCACAUUAAUUCGUUGCUAGCGCCUCUUUUUACUACCUUGUUGCAGAUAGUUAAGUCUUUUGCAUGUCAAUGAACCAGGUGUUGGAUUGAUUCUGAUCA